GAGCCACUCUAACUCUGCCAUGUUGGAUGGAGCUGGCAGGCUUCUAAAACGGCAGGACUUACAAGGAAAGUUUUCACCUCGUCCCGUCUUCGCUCCGCUGUCUCAUUUUCGACCUCAUUGCAGGGAUCAAGGAGACGUCAAAGCUACACUCCUACACCGUGCAAGCCUUCUUUAAUCUCCGUGCAUCUUUAAUCUCGGCGGAGGAGCGGAAUACUUCAGCGCCCGGUGGAGGAGUCGGAGACAGGCCACGGAUGACCGGGGGAUUGUUUAUGUCUCUUUGCUGGGCUCCUACAAGCAGUCAGUGGGCGCAGACUUCAUAAACUGAGCCUGAAUAAUGAGUGGAAUACCGCCGCAGCGGCGGCAAUCCAACGUCGGCUCCACAGUCCUGUCCCCGCAGGAAAAUGAAAUCCUUUUUAACCAAGUUGGCCCCAAACGCCUCGCAUUGGCUUCAGGAGUGGUCCAGGUGUUCCACGCAGACCGUAACGGCAGCUGGAACAAAAAAAGCUGCGGGGCGGCCUGUUUGGUCAAAGACAACCCCAAACGCUCCUAUUUCAUCAGGGUCUACGACAUCAGGGAGUUUAGGAUGACAUUUGAACAGGAACUGUACAAUGGAUUCACUGCUAACCAACAGAGACCUUACUUCAUCACAUUUGCUGGAGACACGUGCCAAGUGGGUCUGAACUUCACCAGCGAAGAGGAGUGCAGGCGUUUCUAUAACACCGUAAUGGACCUGACAAUGAGGAAAAGCAGGAGAACCGAGAAGAGGCGGGAACCUCCAAAUGGACCGGCGUUGCCCAUGGCUACCACGGACAUCAAAAACCCCGAAAUCAACAAUGUUCAUCGCUUUCACAACAACUCUCAGGUGAACAACCUCAUGCACGCCUCCUUCCCCAGGAGGAUCAAAAAGGACAAAGACAAGGGGAAGAGGAAGAGGCUGACCAAGGCAGACAUCGGCACACCCAGCAACUUCCAGCAUGUCAAUCACGUAGGAUGGAAUCCAAACACCGGCUUUGAUAUGAAUAACCUGGACCCAGAGCUGAAGAACCUGUUUGAUUUGGCCGGCAUCUCCGAGGCCCAGCUAAAGGACAAAGAGACCUCGAAGGCCAUCUACGACUUCAUUGAGAAAAAUGGAGGCGUGGAAGCGGUCAAAAACGAGGUACGGAGACAAGGUCCGCCCAGGUGGAGCGCUCCUCCACCACCUCCGCCCAGGAGUGGCCCUCCUCCCCCUCCACCCCAACAUCACAGCUCUGGCGCUCCUCCUCCACCUCCUCCUCCAUCCCGGGUUAUACGGGGCGCCCCGCCGCCCCCUCCCCACUCCAGGCCUCCCGUCGUGGCACCCCCACCUCCGCCUCCAUCCCGUCCGGGUUUGUCCGCUCCACCGCCUCCGCCACCCAGCCGAGGCGCCCUCCCACCGCCCCCCGCCCCGGCUCAUGCCUCCAUGCCAGUGGCUCCGCCGCCGCCACCUCCUCCGCUUUCUUCGGGGUCAUCCAGCAACGGCGCUCCUCCGCCACCACCUCCACCUCCCCCACCCCCUGGACCUCCUCCCCCACCCUCUAUAGAGGCUAACGGAGGGGAUGGCAAGUCUGCGCUGCUGAGUCAGAUCAGAGACGGAGCCCAGCUGAAGAAGGUGGAACAGAAGGAGCGACCGGUUUCCUCCGGCGGCAGAGAUGCACUUCUGGACCAGAUCCGACAAGGAAUCCAACUGAAAUCUAGGGAUGAUAACUCUGAGCCCGCGCCAGCUGACGCAGCCCCUACAGCGGGCAUCGUAGGAGCGCUGAUGGCGGCCAUGCAGAAACGAAGCAAAGCUAUUCACUCCUCGGAUGACGAUGAUGAUGACGACGACGAUGAGGACUUUGAGGAAGAUGAUGAAUGGGAUGACGAGUGAAUCUUUUCUUUUUUUCCCCCCUCCAUGACACUAAAAUUGAUCCCAGUUUCUUUAAAUAAAAUAAAAUCAAUGACUUCAUGAUUAUAAUUAUAAAUGUUCUAUUAGUUUGUUGUACAUUUCUUGUUGCCUUUAUGCUUUUUUUUUUUUUUUAUUAAUCUGUGCAAUACCUCGUUUAAUCUAUCAAUGUUUGUCGGUCUAAUCUUAGAGGUUGUCCUUUAUCGUUGAUAGGGUUAUUUUUCCUUAUUUCCUUUGUUCCUAUUUUUGUUCCUCUGUUUGCCUUUUUUCAAAUCUUCCUUCACACAUGAUCCUUAUUUCUCUCCUUAAUGUGCAAUUUUAAAUGUCUCUUAAGCGUUUGAGCUAAAUGUUUGCUUUAUUUCUUCUUUCUGGAUUGAUGAUGGUUUACGUGAAAGCGAGACAAGUUGCCACAGAUUUAGAUAUUUGUAACAUUAAUAGAAAGUGAGAAAAGAAAGUUAUUUUCAUAUCCUGUUGCUCUGUAGUUUAUUUUUUACAUAUUCAAAUAAUAAAUAAUUCUAGUUUAUUGGUCAUAUUUUCUUAAGAAAAAACUAUG
Molecule: messenger RNA, 2453 nt
Organism: Cyprinodon tularosa
Lineage: Eukaryota; Metazoa; Chordata; Actinopteri; Cyprinodontiformes; Cyprinodontidae
Product: neural Wiskott-Aldrich syndrome protein-like
Exons: 12
Coding region: 335-1885 (516 amino acids)
Biological process (GO): actin filament organization
Cellular component (GO): cytoplasm
Molecular function (GO): microtubule binding; actin binding
Source: RefSeq, a predicted model, not a curated record